CGGAUACAAUCAGCUGGACGGCGGGCUCUCGCUCUGGGCGUGGCACGCGAUGACCGGCGACUACGUUUUCCAGUUGAUGCGGAAGGGGACCAAGUGGGAGCGCCGAGACAUGUACUUUGUCGGCGACGACGACGGACCCAAGGGCCGGAGGCGCAUCGGCUUUGCCAACGAGGGCGACGCCGACGUCUUGGAGGAGGACCGAUUCUUCCGCGUCCUGCUCAAAUACUCGUACAAACACUCGCUCAUGGGCGCCGCGAACGUCACCGGCGAGCGAGAGGGCCAAGGCGACAACGGGAUCGUCUCCGGCCACGCGUAUUCCAUCCUGCAGGUUCGCAGGGCGGGCACCACGCUCGGCAUGGGCGGCGUCAAGCUGCUCCAACUUCGUAACCCGUGGGGCACGUUCGAGUGGAAAGGCGCGUGGUCCGACGGCAGCGACGAGUGGAAGAAGCACCCGGGCAUCGCCUCGGAGGUUGGCUACAAGGAGACGGACGACGGGACCUUCUGGAUGGAGUAUAAGGACUUUGCGAGGACGUUCAACAUGGUGGACAUCUGCGACCGAACCACCAAGGACGACUUGCGGCUCGACGUGAACGAGGACGAUGGAUGCCUCGGCCCGAUGAAGGGGUGCGUCGGCGGGUGCGGACAGUUCUGGUGCUGCUGCAUGGGUGCGCGCGUCAUCUACUGGGGUAACCAGACCUCGAGCGAGACGGAGAAGGGCGCGGGAUGCUGCGUCACCGGCUGAAAUAGUGGCAGCGUGUAUUUGUACAGGU
Micromonas commoda is the source of this 770-nucleotide messenger RNA. RefSeq lists its product with no specific name. The record is from RefSeq and is a predicted model, not a curated record. Bases 50 to 742 code for a protein of 230 amino acids. Gene Ontology annotation, molecular function: calcium-dependent cysteine-type endopeptidase activity. Gene Ontology annotation, biological process: proteolysis. Gene Ontology annotation, cellular component: cytoplasm. Lineage: Eukaryota; Viridiplantae; Chlorophyta; Mamiellophyceae; Mamiellales; Mamiellaceae. The transcript has a single exon.